Messenger RNA from Trypanosoma grayi, 535 nucleotides. RefSeq lists its product as hypothetical. The annotation marks the transcript as partial. The record is from RefSeq and is a predicted model, not a curated record. The transcript has a single exon. Lineage: Eukaryota; Euglenozoa; Kinetoplastea; Trypanosomatida; Trypanosomatidae.
AUGGCAAGCGCCAAUAAAGAGCUGCAGGGCUUGUGGUGUCGUCGGUUUGUUUUGGCCCGCCCCUGCCGCGAGAGCCCCGCCCCAAACGACGAGAGCGGCGCGCGCUAUAGCCCAAGCGCGGGGUGGACUUGCGCCGGGCUGCAAAAAAAUGUAUAUAUGGCCGUUCUCUUCGCAAAUUCCGUAAAUGCCCGCGGGGCGGUUCCCUAUAACGCGCCCGCGUGGGGGCGCCGCUCAGGCAAACCGGUUUCCAAAACCCGUUUCAAAAAGAAUUUUUCCUCUACAGGGCCCCCCGCCUUUCCCCGGGCCGGGGGAGGGAGCCGGCUUUCCCCGGCUCUUCAGGGCGGGGAGGCGGGCGCCACGGUGUUUUUUUUUUUGCACCGCCCAAAGCGGAGAAAAUUCCAGGGUGGCAUUUCGGGGCCUGCAGCGGCCAAAGCACCACCCGUGGUGGGCCGGGCUUCGUUGGGAAAAAGCCGUUCGGGCCGGGGCGCCUUUGCAUUCGCAUCGGGGGCCAUCCGGGGGGAAAGGCGCGCGUGGG